Molecule: messenger RNA, 1182 nt
Organism: Phaeoacremonium minimum UCRPA7
Lineage: Eukaryota; Fungi; Ascomycota; Sordariomycetes; Togniniales; Togniniaceae
Product: putative delta fatty acid desaturase protein
Exons: 4
Coding region: 1-1182 (393 amino acids)
Biological process (GO): lipid metabolic process
Molecular function (GO): oxidoreductase activity
Source: RefSeq, a predicted model, not a curated record
AUGUCGCAAACUACUAUGACUGUCACGGCUCGAAAGCCCGAACAGAAGAAAUCGGAGGCCUCUGUCCCUGAUGUGAACACAAUCAGAAAUGCCAUUCCGGCGCAUUGCUUUGAGCCAUCGACAUUGCGCUCAUUGUCGUAUGUUGCUAGAGAUCUUACUCUGGCGGCCGCUCUAGGUUGGCUUGCCCUGACCUAUAUCCCACAAAUUCCCAGCACUCUAUACCGCACAAUCGCCUGGAUUGUCUACGGAUUUUGCCAGGGCUGCGUCGGUACUGGAAUCUGGAUUCUGGCCCAUGAAGCUGGUCACGGUGCCUUCUCAGCACACCAGACCCUUAAUGAUAUUGUCGGCUGGGCUCUUCAUUCGGCAUUGCUAGUCCCAUACUUCUCUUGGAAGUUCUCGCACCAUCGCCACCACCGAUACACUGGCCAUAUGGAAAAGGACAUGGCUUUUGUGCCAGCGACCCGACCUAACUCACCCAAGAAAGGCUUCAGCACUCUCUACCUCAACCCCGAAUGGCUUGAGGACUUUGAGGACGCCCCGAUUAUCCAGCUUCUACGUUUGAUAGUGCAUCAGCUUGGCGGGUGGCAGGCAUAUCUCCUUUUCAAUGUCUCGGCUGGUAAGGCUAGUCGCCAAUACGAGGGAUCCAGCUGGUUCCGCAACAGCCACUUCGACCCUGGUAGUGCAGUCUUCCGACCGAAUGAGGCUCUCUACAUCGUGCUCUCAGAUAUCGGCCUUGCCAUUACAAUCGCAGCCCUGUAUAUGGCUUCGAAGGUUGUGGGAGGAAGCACGGUAUUCCUACUUUACGGAGUUCCCUAUUUUUGGGUUCAUCAUUGGCUUGUCGCUAUUACCUAUUUGCAUCACACUCAUCCAGAGUUGCCUCACUAUGAGGCUGAUUCCUGGACCUUUGUCAAGGGUGCUCUUGCUACAGUUGACCGUGAUUUCGGGUUCAUUGGCCGCCACAUGUUCCAUGGUAUCAUCGAUACCCACGUUGUCCACCAUCUUUUCCCGCGCAUCCCAUUCUACUACGCCGAUGAGGCAACUGAGGCUAUCAAGACCCUUCUUGGAGAUCUCUACCACCGAGACGACCGAUCCUUUAUGGGACAACUUUGGACCACCUUCAACGAGUGCAAAUUUGUUGAAAGCAACCCUAAAGUUCCUGGUGCUUUGAAAUGGGCUGAAUAA